Messenger RNA from Volvox carteri f. nagariensis, 2217 nucleotides. RefSeq lists its product as uncharacterized. Lineage: Eukaryota; Viridiplantae; Chlorophyta; Chlorophyceae; Chlamydomonadales; Volvocaceae. Bases 1 to 2217 code for a protein of 738 amino acids. The transcript is spliced from 15 exons. The record is from RefSeq and is a predicted model, not a curated record.
AUGUCGGCAACAGCAGUAGCAGCCAUCUCCGACGAGGAGCGCAGGAAGAAGUCCGUCUAUUACGAAACAUGCACAAGCCCGUUCAAGGACGACUUUCCCACGCUCGUCAAGUGCUUGAGGUCUCCCGAACCAGGAAAUCCACACACGCGGCAAGAGGCUGGGUUCCUCCUGUGGCACCAUGCCCUGGGGGGUGACGACCCCUCGGGGCUGGUGUCCGCGGGGCUCCUGACUGCGUGUGUCGCCAACCUGGAUAGCACUGAGGUGCUGCUGGCGGAUAAGGCGUGCAGCGCAGGUAUCUUACUGGCCCUGGCCUGUGACGACGAGGAAGUUGCGGAGCAGCUGCUCAAAGUACGGAGCCCCUCCGGCCGUACGUCUCUGGAGGUACUGCAUGCCGUAGUGUACGACGACGCGGCGCUGGCCCGACAGUACUGCAGCCGUCUUCUGCAGUCGCUGGCCCGACAGGUGGCCCCAUCCGUACUCCGCGCCAUGGACAACCAGCUGCCGUACUUACCGACCUACCUGACUGUUUGGGCCGUCAAGGAGCACCGUGACGCCGUCUCGGUGGCGGCGCUCGUGGAGAUGCUGCAGCUGCUGCUGGAACAGCGCCCCGAGUUGGCCCCCUCGGUGGUGAGUGCGGGCGGUGUGGACGCGCUGAUGGACCUGGUCCGGAGCCACAAGUCGGAGGCAGCCGUGGGAGCGGCGCUGCAUUGCCUGAUGAGGCUACUGGCAGUGGAGGCGGCUCAGGAGCUGUUCAUCUGCUGCGGCGGUAUUGACGUCCUGGUGGACGUGAUGGGACCCCCGCCCAAGGUGGCGCUGGAGAACAGAACGACGACCAUUCAAGAAGAGGAGGAUGAGGGGGAGGCACCGAGGGCUCCGGAACCGCCGCAGCUGUCCGCGGCAGCGGCCGCCGCCGCGGCGUGGCGUCGUACUCCUCAAGCUGACGAGGACGCCGAGUACAGCGACGGGGGGCUCCGCAGCCCCAAGGGCCUCAGCUGGGCCGACCUGAGCCCCACCGCCAGCAGCCCCCGGACAGCGGGAGCGACUGCUGCUGCCGGAGGUGGCGGUGGCGGUGGCGCCAGUGGGUGGAGCUCCGCGAGGACCAGCCACCGCUCCCUGGGCAGUCAUGGCAGCACCUCCCUGCAGGCCCGCGUGCAGCUGCCCCUCGUCAUCCCGGGGCUGCACUCCGCCGCCUCAGCAGCGGGGGGGGGUCUCUCCUCCACCCCCUCGGGGAACCCGGUGAUGGGCUCACUGGGGUCGCUACCCUCGUCACAUCAGCAUGCGAGCUCGCGGACACUCCGGCUGUCGCUGAGUCAGGGUGCCGACCGUGCCGCUUCGACGGCCGACGGCGGUGCCGAAGCCGCCGCCGCCGCCGCGGCAGCAGGCGACGGCGAUGGUGGCGGCGGGGCUGGGACAAAUGUAGGUGGCGGCAAUCCAGCGGCGGCGGCGCCGCUGUCGCAGUCGUCACCGCCGCCGGCACUUCCCACCGCCGCCGACCUAGCCACCAACCGGUCAGGACUGCGGUGGAUUUUACUUCCCGGACUGGAGGUGGCCUCUCGAGCAGCAGCUUGCCUCACCUUGGUGCUUAUGCAUCGCCCCGGCCGGCAGGUAGAGGCUGAGGUGCGACUGGCCUCCCACCGCAUCCUGGCGCAGCUGAAGGCGGUCAUGGGCCCCAAGAUCGGUGGUGUUUUUAGUUUUUUUUUGUUUUGUCUUCCCUUGCGUGUCGUAGGCUCCUCCGCGCACGGCAAGAAGGCCACUAAGAAGAAGGGCCUGGGGCUGACGGCCGAGCAAACGGCGGCUCUGGGGCGUCUGCUUGGUUUGCUCAAGUUCCUUUCACUGCACAACACAACGCGGUACCGCAUCGCAAACUUGGGUGCCGUACCCCAACUUGUGCGGCUGUACGGCGAGGCUAAUGACUACCUGCUCCGGAACCACUGUCAGGCCAUCCUGGCCAACGUUGCGCUGCUAGCUGAGAACGGCGUCGCGCUGAGGGACGCCAAGAUGCCGGAGGAGUCGUACCCGCAUUCGCCUGACCACGACUUUCUUCCAGCUGCACCUCCUUCCCUUCCCUUCCCUUCCCUUCCCUUCCCUUGCUCCACAUUGAUCAAAAUCGUUUUAAAAACGCGACGUAUCGUUAUCGCUACGGACGACAACGACAACGGCAACGACAACGACAACAACGACCCGUGUGGUUACAGUUUCUGGUCUCUAACCCCAUGA